This is a messenger RNA of Nezara viridula (southern green stink bug), 1341 nucleotides long. The record is from the annotation of a GenBank genome assembly. Lineage: Eukaryota; Metazoa; Arthropoda; Insecta; Hemiptera; Pentatomidae.
AUGUUUCUUCCCACUAUAAUGGGACAAGGAACAAUCGAACAACAAGCUCAUUGGAUUUCGAAAGCCUGGAAUUGCCAAAUUCUUGGUACUUAUGCACAGACUGAAUUAGGCCAUGGAACUUUCAUUAGGGGAUUAGAAACUACUGCUCACUAUGAUCCAAAGACUGAAGAGUUUGUUCUCCACUCUCCAACUCUUACCUCAUAUAAAUGGUGGCCUGGUGGAUGUAUUAUAAUUGGAGAAAUUGGAGGUAAACUUGGUAUGAAUGGAACUAACAAUGGUUACCUUGGGUUUGAAAAGGUUCGCAUACCAAGGGAACAAAUGUUGAUGAAGAAUGCUAAAGUUCUAAAGGAUGGAACAUAUGUGAAAUCACCUAGUGACAAGCUGACUUAUGGAACUAUGAUUUUUGUGAGAGUCGCUCUUAUCAAGGGAGUAGCAGCUGCUUACCUGAGCAAAGCUGUUACCAUUGCAACGAGGGAACCAGAACCUAUAAUACUUGAAUACAAGACACAGCAGUACAAGAUAUUCCCACAUAUUUCCUCAUCACUCGCCAUGGUAUUUGCUGCUAAAUGGAUUUGGGAUAUGUACAACAAUGUAUCUUCUGAGUUAGAGCAGGGUGAUCUAGAGAGACUACCUGAAUUACAUGCAUUAUCUUGCUGCUUGAAAGCUAUUUGCACAGCUGAUUCUGCUCGAGCCAUAGAUGAAUGUAGAAGAGCAUGUGGAGGUCAUGGGUUCAUGACUUGUUCUUCUUUACCUACGAAUUACGGCAUGGUAACCGCUGCUGAGACAUAUGAGGGAGAGAACACAGUAAUGCUUUUGCAGACUGCAAGAUUUUUAAUGAAGGCAUGGCAGAAAGUUAUUGAUCAUCAACCAUUAGCGCCAACAGUGAAAUAUUUGGAAAGGCAUUCAGAGCGUCGCUUGCCGUGGACUAAUGAUCUUACUUCUCUCGUCACUGCUUAUGAACAAGUUGCUAUGGGAUUGACAAAGGAUGUGACAGAAUUAGUCAAUAAAGAUGUAGCAAGUGGUCACAUUCAAGAAGAUGUUUGGAACCGUUAUUCCAACAGACUCGUUGUUGCUGCAGAGCAUUCAAAUGUAAGAAGCACUGAUGUACCCAGCUUGAUGAAUUGGCAAGAAAAAUUACUCGAGGAAAUCAGACCGAAUGCGGUCUCGUUAGUAGAUUCAUUUGACAUCGAUGAUGAAAUUCUCUCUUCUCCACUUGGAGCUUGGGAUGGAAAUGUGUAUGAGCGACUGUUCGAAGAAGCAAAGCGUAGUCCGCUAAAUGCAAAGCCAGUCAAUGAUUCUUUUCAUAAAUAUCUUAAACCUUUUCUCAAUUCCAACUUAUAA